CUCUCUCUCUCUCUCUCUCCGGCAGAGCCAUCUUUUCUUCUUACAUAUCAAAAUCCCGGGGCGCCGAAGCAGAAACGAUGGCGUCGGUGUGCAUAUCGAGCUGCGUGGACGACGCCCGCGUCCCGGUGAGAGCAACCUACGUGAACCUCUACAAAUGGCCGGAAUCCGACUUCGAGUUCGUUAGGUCGAUGAGCUCCAAAUCCCACAACUCUAGUCACGGCCGCCCCAGAGUGGUGGACAGCAUCUCAUGCAGGCAAAUGUAUUUGAGAAGCUACACUUUUUCGAGGGAGGAAGACUACAAAGAGGAGAAGGCCAAGGUCAAGUGCCUCGGCAGAGCCAAAGACAAGAAGAAGAAGAAGAAGCCGGCGGCAGGGAUCAAGAGGGCCAAGUCGGCGUCGUGCUCCGCCUUGACCUAUAUUUUCCGGCGGCUGCUCUCUUGCACCACCGAGAUUGAUGUUGUUAAUUAACUACUAAUGCAUUGGGUAAUCUUUUUC
Molecule: messenger RNA, 494 nt
Organism: Salvia splendens (bonfire salvia)
Lineage: Eukaryota; Viridiplantae; Streptophyta; Magnoliopsida; Lamiales; Lamiaceae
Exons: 1
Coding region: 78-467 (129 amino acids)
Source: RefSeq, a predicted model, not a curated record